Molecule: messenger RNA, 1242 nt
Organism: Salvia splendens (bonfire salvia)
Lineage: Eukaryota; Viridiplantae; Streptophyta; Magnoliopsida; Lamiales; Lamiaceae
Product: TLC domain-containing protein 4-B
Exons: 8
Coding region: 208-1038 (276 amino acids)
Biological process (GO): lipid homeostasis
Cellular component (GO): endoplasmic reticulum; membrane
Source: RefSeq, a predicted model, not a curated record
UUCUUCCAUUUCUUUCGAUUCUCAAUUUUGUUCAUACUUCUAUCUAUGUUCCCUUUUUUUCUUCUCUUUUCUUUUAAUAAUUGCUGCUGCUUCUUCUUGUGGUAAUAGUAAUAAAGAUGGUGUAUGGGUGCGAUACAGAUGAAUUGACACCAACAAUAUGCAUUUAAUGGACCUUUGUUUAUUUUUAUUUGCCUUCCCUUUUGAAGUAUGUUUAUCUGCAGGGAAAGAGGAAAACGGAUGAGAGGUUUGGAAAUGGGUGCUGGGUUUUUUACUGUGGCUACUUCCACCAAGCAAUUAGGUUGGCUCUCCUCUGUUUUGGCUGGUAUUUUGAUGUGUAAAGUUGUAUAUGACUUAACCGGUGUGAUUAGUGCGUCGUUGGUGAAGGAGUACAGAAGACUUAACCGGAAACAGAAACUAGAAUGGGACAACAGGGGGUUCUCCACCUUCCACGCCAUCGUUGCAUCAGCUUGUGCUCUGUAUCUCUUGCUCGUUUCUGACCUUUUUUACGAUUCUCGAGAGCAGUUGGUCAUCAAUCGGUCUUCAAGCUUUUCAAACACUACACUGGGGGUCUCAAUUGGGUACUUUUUAUCAGACUUGGCGAUGAUACUCUAUCAAUAUCCUGCCUUAGGUGGAGUGGAGUAUCUCAUACAUCACGGACUCUCCUUGUUUGCAAUUACUCAAUCACUUUUCAGCGGUCAAGCGCAAAUUUAUAUACUAAUGGUUCUCUUCACUGAAAGCACAACCCCAUUUGUUAAUCUACGAUGGUAUCUUGAUGUUGCCGGCCUGAAGAACUCCAAACUAUAUAUUUACAACGGUGUUACUCUGUUCUUGGGUUGGUUGGUUGCAAGGAUCUUUUUAUUUGUUUUCUACUUCUACCACAUGUACGUCCAUUUUGAUCAGGUGAAACUAGUGUACCCACUAGGAUUUUACAGCUUGCUUACGGUGCCCCCUGUGUUGGCGACGAUGAACUUGUUCUGGUUCUGGAAAAUCGCAAGAGGUAUGGUGAGGACGUUGAGCAAGGCUAGACACAGUCAAUAGUUUUUUACCAUUCUCAUGAGGCAAUCCAAUUACUAUCAACUCUCAACUAGAAUCUACACACCCUUCAGCAUUUGCUGUUAGUCAAGUUUGUUUUUUCCUCUGUAAUAUUACUCAGCAUUUUACCUCUGAUUCUUUAUACUUGUGGGCCAUGUUUGGUUGCCAGGAUUCUAUCUGGGAAAGUAAUCUGAUUCCUUAAAUUUUAAA